Messenger RNA from Anisakis simplex (herring worm), 273 nucleotides. The record is from the annotation of a GenBank genome assembly. NCBI's taxonomy places the organism in Eukaryota, Metazoa, Nematoda, Chromadorea, Rhabditida, Anisakidae.
GUGAUUGAGUCGGACGAAUUGAAGCGAUUCUUCUGUGUACAAACGUCAACGUCCACGGGCCUGUACAAUAACUACUGCUCUGCUGGUGCUUGUAAUCGUUGCGGUUCGAAAGUAACCGCCGGGCGAUUUACCACCGUCACCGAACCAGUGAGUCUUCUCGUCGGUUACGGUCGGUAUCACCGACAGUCGGUGACCACCGCAAAAGCGUCGCUGAUUACCGACCAAUUUUCGAUGAUCACCCGCCCAACAGAUGGCAAGUGCCCGGCUACAUAG